Molecule: messenger RNA, 5433 nt
Organism: Phycodurus eques (leafy seadragon)
Lineage: Eukaryota; Metazoa; Chordata; Actinopteri; Syngnathiformes; Syngnathidae
Product: terminal nucleotidyltransferase 4A-like
Exons: 12
Coding region: 233-2506 (757 amino acids)
Biological process (GO): RNA 3'-end processing
Cellular component (GO): TRAMP complex; nucleolus
Molecular function (GO): mRNA binding; poly(A) RNA polymerase activity
Source: RefSeq, a predicted model, not a curated record
CUACGCCAUAUUGAAUCCCAAUAGAAAUCAGCUUGUGUUUUCCCCCUAUCUAGCGGCGUAGAGGGGGCUACUUUCCCCAUGGUCCGAACUCGGUUUCACGCUUAAUUUUCGUGUUUCCCGGGACGGCGUAGGGGCAUCUCUCGGCUUGAGGGGGCUCGGCGUGCGGCAUCACGACGGACUCGCUGGCGUUGUACCCAACACGGGAGGGGGGGUCACCGGAGAACCAAGUUGAAUGGAUCCGAGGGUAGCUUGGAUUCAGCCCGAACAGAAAGGACCGGCGAACGCCUUAUGGAUGCACGUCUGGGAAACCUCUCAGGGAGUGCGGACGCUCUCCGCGCAGCACGUCCACAACCAGUGCGUCAAUUACGCCGCGUUGGACGUGUUGAAAAAUGCCGUGGUAUCGAGCAAGAGCCUGGGCAGCGGCCAUCGCAGCAUCAUGAACGGCGGCUCGGCUUGUGUGAACGACGCCGCGAUAUCCUCCCUGGGCAUGGCGCUGUCCAACUUUUUCAGCCCGGCCUCCGACGCAGCCGAAGGGAAGGCAAUUAGCCCCAAGGCUGGCUCUUCGUCGCUGGAAUCCCGGGCGGCGGACAGUCCCCCCUCCGGCUGCUCGCUGGAGAGAACCACGGCUGGGAAUAAAAACGUCGGCCUGCUCUUCGCCCUGGGUGACAACACGGACAACAACCGGCUCCACCAACACCUCCUCCAUCACAACCGUCACAUGUUCCAUUUGCAGCAGUUGUGCGUUAAAAGUCACCAGGUGGCCCCUUCUGUAGCCGUCAACCACUCUCAUCACACCGUUCACCACCCCGGCCGGAGGAAAAGUGACAAUAAGGCCAGCACUUACGGGGUCAAUUACUUGCUUUCAAACUGCACUAAUAGCAACCACGUGAGCACUUGGACGCCCUGGAAGACGAGAAACUACAACCCGGGAGUCCUCGGACUCCAUGAAGAGGUGAUGGACUUCUACAACUUCAUGUCUCCGCGUCCAGAGGAGGCUGCUAUGAGGAAAGAGGUGGUCAACCGGAUAGAGAGGAUCAUCAAGGAGCUGUGGCCCACUGCAGAUGUCCAAAUAUUUGGCAGCUUCAGCACAGGACUGUACCUUCCAACAAGCGACAUUGACCUGGUGGUCUUUGGAAAGUGGGAGCGCCCCCCGCUGCAAGAGUUAGAGCAGGCUCUUCGCAAGCACAACGUUGCUGAGCCGUUCUCCAUCAAAGUGCUGGACAAAGCUACUGUGCCAAUCAUCAAGCUUACAGACCAGGAGACAGAGGUGAAAGUGGACAUCAGCUUCAACGUGGAGACUGGAGUCAAGGCGGCGUGCUUCAUUAAAGAUUAUGUUCAGAGGUAUCCGGUGCUGCCUUACCUGAUCUUUGUGCUGAAGCAGUUCCUGCUGCAGAGAGAUCUAAAUGAAGUCUUCACUGGCGGAAUAAGCUCCUACUGCCUCAUCCUCAUGGUCAUCAGCUUCUUGCAGCUUCAUCCUCGCAUUGAUGCCAGGAACCCCAGCGAGAACUUGGGCGUCCUGCUGAUCGAGUUUUUUGAGCUGUACGGUCGCCAUUUUAACUACUUGAAAACAGGGAUUCGCAUCAAAAAUGGAGGUGCAUACAUUGCCAAAGACGACAUGGCCAUGACCAACGGUUACAGGCCGUCCAUGCUCUGCAUUGAAGAUCCACUGCUUCCAGGCAACGACGUGGGCAGGGGCUCGUACGGUGCCAUGCACGUCAGACAGGUGUUUGACUACGCCUACACUGUCCUCAGCCACGCUGUGUCACCGCUCGCCCGAUCCUAUCCAAAUAAAGACUCCGAAAGCACCUUAGGGAGAAUAAUCAGGUUGACCCAGGAAGUGAUCGACUACAGAGAGUGGAUCAUAAAAAAGUGGGGUGGCAGGGAUCUGGCUCGAAUGGAUAACAGAGUGCCAACUCCCAAGGAGCCGGUGUUGAAUCAGGACCCCACCUGUGUUCUUGACAGUGGCAUCGGCUCAGAGGAGCAGCAGAGGGACUCGGUCUCCCCCCAGAGUGCAGACUCGCCAAUGUCCAUCUCCAGUCCCCAGCAGCACUCUUCUGCCUCCUCUGUCUCCUCGCUCUCUGGAUCAGACAACGACUCGGAUUCAGCACCACCAUGUCCUGUGCCUCCACCCCCUUUGCCCCCCUACGCAUCAUUCCCACCGCUGGGCCUCGCUUUUCCACCGGGAUUUAGCUUGGGCACGGCCAAACCAGGAAUGGCAGGACACCAUCUGCUCUUGCCUCCUGGCUCACAGGCUCGCGCUUCACUCCCCGGGGGUCUCCCAAUGCACUCCAUUGCUGGCAGACAGGUGUGUAUCGACACCCGUCUCCCCGCCUUCUUCCACAUGCCCCCCCCAGCCCAUGCCCACGCCCCCUCCAGUCCCCAGCCUCUGCCCAGCCACCACUCCAGCCACGCACAUAAGGUAGGCUGCAGACACAUCUCAUUCUUUCUGUCCCCUUUUCAUGUGUUUAAUAAACUUUCUUGUUUGGAGGUGUAUUUUUUCAGGUAAAUUCAGGCUGUUUCCCCAUGUGUAAAAUCUUGGCACAAAGAUUUGACUCCUCUGUUUAUUGUGACUUCUAUUUGAACUGUGUGAGACAUUGUCAAGUCGCACAUAGGCGGUCAGUUUUUUUCUGUGUUUGCUUCAGUCUCUGCUGCUGGAGUUAUUCCAAUAAUUGAAAAUCGUUGAACAAUGAAGAACAUAAAGUAAGCUAUAUGUCACUUUCUCCUUUUUUUUUGUAGGAGUGGGGCUUUCAUUUUAAAAAUCAAAUGUGACCCUUGAGCACGAACGUUAGCCAACCCCCGCAUUAAAGUGUUAACAUGCAUUUUAAAGCCUCGUUUUAGAGGGCAAUCAGUCCUUUAGUCAUGUAAAUGUUCUGACUGGAUGAUUGUCUCCACCACACCCUGUCCUCCCCAGAACGCCUGUCAAGUUCAACAUAAAGGGCUUUCACAACCCGCCGCUCAUCACCAAUCCGGCCGUGGCAACCCGCGGACACGCUCACACGCACACACAGUAUCACCGGAACACUUGGCGGCGCCGAAAGAGGGACAGCCUACCAGUCAGCCCCAGCAGAUAGAGACCGGGUGUCCCCCUCCCACUCCCCCUCACAGAGACCAGCAGUUUUCACUCGACCGGGGCGGCCGCUACAUGGAACAGCCUGCAGCUCUGCUUCAGUGUGACCUUUUGUUCACUGCUUUGUAGCGUUUCAGUAUUACUUUGCGGUCAGUAUUUUUGCUUCCCUCGGUUACGGCUCUUUAAAGAGUUCAUGUCUUGUUUUUUUGUUGUUUUUUGGGGGGGGUUUUUUUGGCACUGGUGGGAGCUGCCAUUGGCCUUUGCAAGCCUGUCUCGAGCCUCGCGGCAAAGCUGUCCCAAUGCUCAGAGUUUCUUUUUUUUUUUUUUUCUCUCUCCAUUUUGUGCAAUAUUUUUUUUUCCUUUUUGGAACUUAAAUGCUUAUUUAAUUUAGUGUGUAUAUGUCAAAGGCAUUUUUAUACAGUUUAUUUUAUUUUUAUAGCGUUUUUACCUUCUGUUUACGGAACCUUUUGGGUUUCUCUGGUGAGAUGGCGCCCAGGUCCGAGACCCCUCCUCUUCCCUACUUUUGCGGAGGAGAGCUUAUCUCUCAAUAAGCCCCACGUUUUCCCCUCCUCGACGAGGCGAGCCUGACGCUCAUCGAGGAAGUUUAGUUCCUCGUCCUGGAGGCAAGUGGCAGGAAAAUUACAGCCUGCCAUCAUAUCUUGGUGAGAGGAUGUAAUUGUCUCUUGGCUUUUGCAACCUCAAGAUUGUCUAUCUUCUCUUUGUGGACUCUGUUGCUGCCAUAUUUCUUCCAUCACUGCCCCCCCCCCCCCCCCCCCCCCCCCCCUUCUUUACUGUCCUUUUCCAAGGUGGGGAUUGCAAAAAUAGGUUAGAAAAAUGGCCUGCACCGACUUGUGAGAGCGACCUUAGGUGCGUAAAGCUGUAAAUCUGUGCCCAGGCAAGUACUAUAUUGUGCUCAGCCAUAAGGAGCUUCCCAUUUGAGGUCCGGGGCGAAAAAAAGGGAUGGCUGGGGUGGAGUCCUCCUAAACCAAGGACCCAAGUGAAAGGGAAUUAUAUUUUGAUUCCAUUCAGGAAUCUUGUGUAUAUUUGAUUGCCAGGUACUUCCGCUAAUUGUUUGCAAUGCCUUUCUUUGUGUUUACUCGGUGUGUGUCUGUGUGUGUCUUUGUGUGCACGCUCACAGAGAGGACAAGGCUGUGACUCGCCAUCAACACUACUAACGCACGCCCGUGUUAUUUCUAUGCAAGUGGGUUACUCCGAUUAUUGCGUCACGUCUUGUGCAUUUGCGGGUUGUUGCCCCCACCAAUUACCACUCCAAUGACGACAGACAGUGUUCAGUUGGACUGGCCAGGAGUUAAUUUAUAUUCUUCUGCUUUGUGUGUUUGAACAACAGCCCCCAUCCUCUUAAAUUAGUGAGACACUCCAGAAGUUUUUUUAACACCUUUACACCAAAUGUAAGGAAUAGGGUGUAUUUUAUCAUCCGUAUUUGGGGUCCGAGUAUGUGCAGUGUGUGUGUGUGUGUGUGUGUGUGUGUGUGUGUGUGUGUGUGUGUGAGACCUAGCAAAGUGGGUGAGGAGCGACUGUUUUGGAAUCAGACAGGAUGCGCCCAGAGAGCGACUUGCCCUCUGCCGCUGCAGCACCAGACAAGCUUUUUACAUUACGAUGUUCAAUGCUGUUACACUAUUUUAACUCUUUGUUGUUGUUUUUUUUCUCUCCCCUUUAUUUCUUUCCUCCACGGAAGAAAACACCCGGCAACUUUGACCUGUCACUCAUAACUGCCCACCUGGUCAUCAAUUUGACCCCCCAAUGAAGAAUUGGAAUUAGAAGACAUAGAUCAUGAGCUAAUCACCAACAUUGGCAUACAAAAAUGAUCUUAGCCAAAUUCGAAUCAUUAUUGACUCUACCGCCACAUUUUCUCACCUUUUAUGAUUGAAUUGGAACAGCACAUUUUUCUUCGGUUACAAGCCCUAUUCUGAAAUUUUAAAACAAGUCUUUAAACCCACGUCUGAUUUUAUGAGGAAGGGACGAUGAAAUGAGCGACGGGCAGUCAGAGUUGCCAAAUAUCUUCCUGCAGUAUCCUAUCUCGUGGAAACAUGUUGUGGCUCUCCUUGUGUUCUGAAGUGAGGCAACAAGAGGACAACAGCGAGUCGCUGGGGUUCUGCCCUUACAAUGUACAUGAAGGUUCAAUGUAACCUCCCUUCUGUUACAAAUAUGAUGAGGGGUUUUAAAAGUGUGGCUUACCUUAUCCAGUCAUUUUUGUCCCGGCCGAUUGUUGUGAGCCAGAAAACACUGGGCCAGCUUUUGUUUCGGGGCUUUUUUUUCUGGACGUUUUUAUGUAUGUUUUUCUAUUUUAUUUUUUAAAUAAACAUUUUAAAACUGCCACUCACCAUCUGCUUUUUAUGUAAAUUGAU